GUUGCACAACUAAACUUCACGCUCUCGGCUCAAUCAGAAAGUGAAAGGCUGCUUGCCCGGGUUGCCACUUCACCAGAACUUUGUCCGUUGAACUUUGUCAUCAGACUACAGGCGGAAAGCCUCAAAUCUCCGAGGAUAAGGCCAGGGUCGUUAGUCCGGCGCCGGGUGCGGUGCUACGUCGCGAUCACGUAUUGAUCACGUAUCGAUCUCUAGUCCCGGAGGUGAGAUUGUCGGGCAAAAACCACUCGCACGCUCGCUGCAUGACCUGCGCUCAUUUUCUGGAACCUUCGGCCCACACCUGUGUAAACUCCUCACAUUACAACUCGGGAUAAGGUUUCACCCGAUCUUUCUGGCCGAUCUCUGAGUCUGUGCCACGGCGAUCGACCAAUCACUCACUCACCCUCACCUACCCAAGUUGAUCGACUGUAGGUCAGUCCCUCAUUCGCACGUGUGUGGAGCCCGAGUGCAGACAGACGACAGUUGGAACCUACGAAGUGUGAAGUUUCAAGACAUUAGUCUCCCCCUACCCGUGUAGUCCCCACUGAGCGUCAGAUCCCGCUGACUGCGUUUGACGCGCGAGAUUUCAGGAACGCAAGAACUGAUUCCCUCAGACGGCGAGGGACGGUGGAUGUAAUCAAGGUGCUUACAGGUGACAGCUGCAACGAUGUAAUAAAAGUACUUACAGGUGACAAGUGCAACCAGAAGUGACAGGCGCUACCUCAAGAUCUCGUUGAAGUGCGGCCCUCGGGAUCUUGCGUCAAGGGGGCGCCACGUCCAGCGGCAAGUGCGCCAUGACGUCAUAGCCUGGUAUAUACGCUGUGGACAGGUGUGGAGGUGUCUGUAGGAGUGUUACCUGCACUCCACUCACAGCUCCUGACAACACCUGCAGCUUGAGACGUCUGUGACAACGUGCGACAGGUGAAGACUGACGGCCCGCAAGACCUUAAGAGUCGACCGUUGACAAUUAAGUGGAAUCUUAAACACCCUCGACAGGCUCAAGAUUUCAUCGACAGACCUGUCGUUUCUUUGACACCACCACCUACCUCACUGUGGUACCCAUUGUGCACGGGAACAUGAGGGGGGUGAAGCACCCGUCUUCUUUCAACCAUGAAGUGGAAUUUAUCUACUGAUGUAUCGUCACUUGAUGAUUUUAACAAACACAACACGGCGUUGGCGGAAUUCUUGAUUUCAUCUGCGAUUACCAGUUUCUCUUAAAGCUGCCAUCAAGCGAGUCGUUUGCAUGGUUUGCCAAAAGUACUAAACUGGAUUCUGCCAACAAAUUCUGCUUUUUUUUUUUAAUCUCAAGGACUUACAUGGGGAAGCAGCAUUAAUGGAUGUUCACAAAGGUUUUCCCGAGAGUUCCAUGAGAAUAUAACGCCAUGCUAAUGGCAGACUCUUGUCACCCCGCGGUGCUCAAUCUCCUCCCCUUUACCUCCAAUGACGCCAGCAACGCCAAGGCCCUCCUCAGUUCGGGCGACCUGUACGCUCGGGAGGACAUCCGGGUCUUUCCCGUGCUGGCGGUGACCCGCAGGAGACGUAAGGACAACGAUGGGAUGGCGUCGAACCCCGGCCCCAGGCCGACAGCCAUGUUGGACAGCGAUUCGUUUCGUCCGACACGAGUCUCCUCGGAGCGUUGCAGCAGACGACAGACGACUGACGAUGACCUGCUCAAGGCCGCCAGGCCGCGGGUCAAAUCGGAGUACGACGUGCAGCGCAGUGUCGCCGCGGACUCUUUACCACGUGAUCCAGCUACUUGCGCCGUCGCCAAUAUCAACGAGCGAAUCGUGGCGCUGCGCGCCAGCCCUCGAGCCGAGGAUGCCAGGAGGCAAGGACAGGGUCACGCCUGGAUGCCUCUCGACGGCGUGGGAGCCGCUGGGGUGGAAGGAGUUCACCCGCCGCCACACGGGUGGACGUUGCCCAAGCCGGCGCUCACCUCCAGCAUGAUCGCUUUCAACGGUGACGGCGUGGACAGAGAUGAGGUGGACGGCAAGCACCCGUUAUUGAGGCAUCCGCUGUGGAGGUCCGUGACUCUUACUCCGGGAGAGCUGGACCUCAUGAAACACAGAGAACACGUCAAGGGCCUCCAGGUUUAUCGAGGCAUCCCCACCACCAGCAGCAGCAACAGCAAGUUGUCUGGAUCCAGCAAGAGGUUCAAAGGAAGUAAGCUGAACGUCCGUGACCUGCCCCGCAGCACGACACCGCUCAACGACCACGACCCUGACAGGCUCAACAUGAAGCAGGUCAUCGCCUUCCUGCAGUCCACGGGUGCGUCAGUCGCUGACGCCGUACAGCUGUCCAGCGACCCUGCCGCGACAGACGACAGCUGCAGUGCCCCCUCGCGGCGACCUAGCAAAGUAUUAGUCUCGCGCCGCGGCGUCAGCCAAUCGUCAGCCUCCUUAUCCUUGGGGGCAGAGAGGGCGGACGAUGGCGCAGGCGUGCUUCCUUCUGUCACUUCCGGGAGACGAGCAGGAGACGGUGAGCAGCCCGUGAGCCGCAAGGUCAGGGACGGGCAAAGUGAAAGGUCCCAGCAUGCACCUCUUCCCGACAAAGCCAAUGUUUCGCGGUGCGGCUCGGCGGAUGCGCGUGGCGAGGUCACGACGCGCAAGCGACAGCAGCAGCAGCAGCGACCCUUCAGACUGCAUCGGUUUUUGACGAUGGUGCCUGCGCCCAACGAUGAAUUUCAGCAGGCAACGCACGUGCCUAGCAACCUGCCAAACUCCCGCCUCGUGAGGAAACUUCGAGGGGAUGCGGCGCCCGACAAACCCGUGCCGGAAGAGUGCGUCAAGCGUCUGAGUUCGUUUGGUAGACAUCACCCUCUGCUGCCGGACGUGGACAGCGGCGCCACCUGCGCAUCGUCUGCUGAGGCCAAGUUCACGUACCGACUGUCGUCCCGGAGGCCGACUUCCCCGGAUGUUACACUGAAGGAGGAUCCUACCCAGGUCGAUGGAAUUUCUGCUGGCUCCGACGGCCCUAGGAGGACUGUUUUCGAUGACCUUUUCGACGACAAGAACGUCAUCAGGCUUCCCAACGUGCUGGUCGACUCCGACGAAGAGGAUGGGCUGGGCGAGGAAAAUGUCAGCUUUGCGAACACCCAGAAGCCGAAGCCCAAAAUGGCUGCCAGCCAGAUUCCUGCUAGGAAAACUACAACAAAGACUAUAUCCGUCAACAACCGUUCCGAACACAAGCAAGAACUGUCGGCACAGCGGUCCUACCUCUCAAACGUGGACCUGGUUGCGUCACCAAACCGGUCUCCCGCGAGGUGUGACGUAGCCAACGAGCGUCACGACACCCACGCGAUUCAGAAAGAGCCCGGAAGUGAUGUGACUGAAGACAGUAAAGAAAAGCGAUUCCAGGAGACAGCACAGGAGAGAGCGACGACUAGCUGCACGAGGCAGGUGAGGAUCAAACUGCCCCGCGAGUCGGACAAGGAGGAGAAGUCCCUGGUUCGAAAACACCCUCCAGACAUCGUCACCCUCUCGCUUCGCAAAGAGAGAACGCGCACGCGCGAACACACCUACAUGUCAGACAUUGCUGGAAGUAACAAGUCGGAAGGUGCGCUCGGACCUGCACAAGUGACAUAAAGAUGACAGUAAGAAGACACCUCGCCACCCCGCCACCCAGCCAACUUUCUCAACCUGUACCGUAGUGCUGUCUAAAUAGGGUGUAUGUGACAAGGGUAACGGGCAAAGAUUCUUUGGGGUGAACUAGCAUACCCGGGGUCUGGACAGUGCGUUGUAAUUACGUAAACAAGUAGUCUGUCCUUGGUUUCCCCAUUUUAUCCUUUGGCCAAGUCGUAUCCUCCCUUUAUGAGUGUGGUCCCUAAUGUUAGGACUGCCACGGCAGUGGUAGGCGGUAGUGGUGGUGGUGGAAUACCCUUGACAGAUCGUAUGCCAUAUGCAGGGGCGGCUCUAGGCUCGUGGCGGCCCUGGGCAGAGAAUCUGUGGCCCUUUUGCCCUCCAAUGUCACGAAAACAAGUGGCGGCCCGUCAUAUUCUCAUACUCAGACUCCACGUGCAUACAGCUUACUGCUCCGACUCUAGAAACAUUAAUAAAUACAGCGGACUAAUUAAUAAGAAACAAAGUGUUUUUCUGUCACAUUGUUAACUGUGUUGUUAUUUUCUUUUUUAUAUUUAAUAAAUAUUGGCGUGGCCUGGGAUUUGGCGGUCCUGCGCAGGUGCACAGCUUCCACAUGCCUAAGGCCGUAAGUCUCUACAUCAGCU
Molecule: messenger RNA, 4219 nt
Organism: Pomacea canaliculata
Lineage: Eukaryota; Metazoa; Mollusca; Gastropoda; Architaenioglossa; Ampullariidae
Exons: 5
Coding region: 1380-3581 (733 amino acids)
Source: RefSeq, a predicted model, not a curated record